Molecule: messenger RNA, 1182 nt
Organism: Alternaria atra
Lineage: Eukaryota; Fungi; Ascomycota; Dothideomycetes; Pleosporales; Pleosporaceae
Exons: 3
Coding region: 1-1182 (393 amino acids)
Biological process (GO): glycerophospholipid biosynthetic process
Cellular component (GO): mitochondrion
Source: RefSeq, a predicted model, not a curated record
AUGCGCCUACUUCCUCGCUGCGGCUACCGUCUACCUCUUCGCCGCGCAUUCCAGACGGCCGCUACCCCUAACAGCCGUGCCGCCGAUUUUGCUUUCGCUUUCGAUAUCGAUGGAGUACUCCUAAGGAGUUCGGACGCAUUACCGCGAGCUCGAAAGGCCCUCUCCUAUCUUCAGUCAGAGCGCAUCCCCUUCAUACUUUUGACGAAUGGCGGCGGCAAACAUGAAUCCGAGCGCGUGGCCGAGUUGAGCAGCAAACUGGACGUGCCUAUCGAUACAUCCAUGUUUGUUCAAAGUCAUACCCCUUUCGCCGACAUGAAUGAUCUGAAGGACAAGACAGUCAUGGUUGUGGGUGGGGUGGAGGAUAAAUGCAGGAGAGUUGCCGAGGCAUACGGCUUCAAAAAAGUUGUCAUCCCUGGCGACAUUCUAGUCGCUCAUCCGGAAGUAUGGCCUUUCUCACAGCAACUUCUAUCAUACUAUAAAACCUUCACUCGACCGCUGCCGGUCCCUAUCGACGCUACGGCACCGUCUACGUCGCUCCGUAUCGAUGCUGUCUUUGUGUAUAACGAUCCUCGGGACUGGGGUUUGGAUGCGCAGAUCAUCAAGGACGUCUUGUUGUCAGAGCGUGGCAUCGUUGGAACUCUGUCUCGGAAGAACGGCAAUCCUGCCUUGGAGAACCGCGGUUAUCAGCAAGACGGGCAACCACCGCUCUAUUUCUCAAACCCAGACUUGCUAUGGGCGGCAAAAUACCACCUACCACGUCUAGGCCAGGGAGGAUUCCGCGAAGCCUUUGAAGGUAUCUGGGCUGCGAUAACCGGUGGCGAAGCACAAGGUGUCAAGCUGCAGAAAGUCAUAAUGGGCAAACCACACCGGCCUACGUACGAGUUCGCAGAGAAGCGUCUGAUAGCGCAUCGGCAUAAUAUAAUGCAACGCUAUGGCAGUCCUCUGGGGCAUCUCAAGCGUGUAUAUAUGGUCGGCGAUAAUCCUGCCAGUGAUAUUGCCGGUGGUAAUAACUACCGGAGUCCGUAUGGCACGGAUUGGGCUAGUGUAUUAGUGGAGACAGGUGUUUAUGAGAAGGGCACAAAACCGACACCUCAACCGCGCAAGAUCGUGAGCGAUGUCUGGGAUGCCGUCUCGUGGGCUGUCGCACAGGAAAAAUGGGCAUCUUCAGCUGAUACUCCUUGA